Molecule: messenger RNA, 2820 nt
Organism: Quercus lobata
Lineage: Eukaryota; Viridiplantae; Streptophyta; Magnoliopsida; Fagales; Fagaceae
Exons: 9
Coding region: 163-2820 (885 amino acids)
Source: RefSeq, a predicted model, not a curated record
GUCCUUUCAUAUCUAUUCUUGUUUUUAUCUAAUUGAUGCCUUGAACUUACUUAUUGGCAAUUUUUAUCAUAUUAAAAUGAAUAAUCUGGACUGUUUAUGUAGCUGACCUUGUCUAAUUUGAUUGAUUGAUUGUUGUUGUUGUUGCUGCUGCUGCUGUUGUCAAUGUGUUCUUUACAUGCUCUAUUCAUUAAUUCUACAGAUAGACGAACUAUGGUUGUCAACUUAACUACUCAUGUUCCCGAAAGGCAACUUGUACUUGACGACGUUAAUGGUGAAACUAGACUGGUGCUAGCAACUAAUAAUUGUGUUAAACUAAGGAUCUGUAUAACCUUUCUAGUGCCAGUUCUCAACUCAUCUGCAGAAAUUUUAAAAUCUCUUGAACCGGAAAUUUUAUAUUCUCUCCCAAUGAAUCAGGGCAAGCUUCUUCCUCUGAAUGUCAGUAAAGAUGAUCCUGGGCAUCGCAGAUUUGAAUUUAUGGUUGAUGGAUGUAUAUCUGGCAUGGCCAUAGUCACAGUAGGAAUUGAUGAAAACUCUAUAACAAGCAUACAUGGGACUCCAGUUUCCAAAGUUGAUCCUAUUACUUUCCUAUUUGACUCUUUGAGGCCUGCUCCAAUGUUGAUUACACCACCUUCAGAUUAUCUGAUGCCUGAGAUAAGUACACCCCCUUCAGAUUUUCUGGGGCCUGAUGUAAAUUUGACUACUCUGCUCCACAUGAGGACAAGAGAACACAACAUAUUUUUGUGGAUAGAAUUCAAGGAGCCUGUAUUUGACUUCAACCGUUCUGACAUAUUAAUCAAAGGAGGGGAAUUAGUGAGGCAAGUCAUUUCUGCUUUGAAGGAGAAGAAGGUAAAAAAAAAAUAUGCUGUAGAGAUAAAUGUAACUGACGAUGUUGUAUCUGUCAAAGUUCCGGAAAAUGUAGCUCACGAUGUUGCUGGAAACAAAAAUCUAGCUUCCGAAACUCUACUAGUAAGGCCAUAUUCUGUGCCCAUAAUAUCUAUUGUAAUUUCUACGUUUGCAACUGCUUCAUUUGUGGCGACAUCUAUUGCUGCCGGGCUGCUUACAGCUUCAACUGCAAGCCUUUCCUCUAUUGGGACAUUUUCUCCACCAUUUUCUUCUCUUUCUGAUCCUGCGAGUAAUCUUUUUAGAAUGGCAGGCCAUAUUCAGGUUUUUGCAUUAUCUAGAUGGUUGGGAGUGCCACUACCAGUGGAGUAUUAUGAAUUUUCAAGAGGUAUGCAAUGGAGCAUUCCCUGCUUUAGGCUUCCCUGGGAAACUAGGCACACUCACUCAAGUGCUCCUGCGAACUCAAAUCCCUCCAGGUCUAAAAUUCAUGAUUCAGGAAUUUUCCUGGGUGUGCAGCAUAAGCCUAUUCCCAAAUUCAACCGAUUGAAUGCAGAUGAAAUUAAAAAACUCCUUACGAAUAGUGGACCAGACCUUGUUUCGGAUGGGUGGGAGGAUUUCAACAGAACCAUGUUUUGGUUAGCCAUAAUUGGUGGCAGUUUAAUACUACUACAUGCUUUACUCCUUGCCAUCCUAAAAUUCAGGAAGCCGAGGCAGAGGGGUUAUGGAGUACUCGCAUUCCCAAGAUUUGAAAUAUUCCUUGUUAAUCUUACAAUGCCUAGUAUUUGUGAGGCCUCUGCUGCUCUAAUUAGAGACUUGCUCUGGUUCUUCUCUACCGGUAUUACAUUUGCAAAGCGACUAUACAAAGAAGAUAAUCAAGUGAUUCAAGUAGGACGGGGAAAUCCCAAAAUAGCCCAAGUAACUUUGGGUCCUGGUAAUGAAGGCCGAUGGACAUUGAACAGGAAACAAAACUUUGAUUGCCUAACCAUGUUAGUGCCUUUAUUCAAAGAUUUAAGAGGACCCAUUCGCUCUAUCACUGCCCCUGAUGAUGAAGCUGGAGAGGGUUUUGGUGGUACUGACUUGGCUCCACCGAGUUCAGCACAAAGUAUGUCCCGUUCAACUAGGCCGAGUCCUAUUCCCCCCACAAGAUCAAGUACCGUAGCAACUCCAGUAGUCCCAUCGACAACUGGCAUAAGUGCUCAUACACAUGGUGAUUAUCAAAUCAUUGCCCCUGAUGACAAAAAUGAAGAGGUAGAGAUUUCUGGGGGUAGUGUAUCUUCUAUCCAAAAUCUAUUUAUGCAACUCAAAAUAUACUACACAUUGAUUAAGUCUGUGAGAUGUGUUUUGCUAGGGGCUAUGGGAGGUGCCUAUAAGAACACCUGGUCUUCUACAACUCCAGUUAUAAUCUUGUUAUGCAUCACUUCUUUGCAUCUCUUCUUCCUUGUUCUUGAGAAGCCAUUUAUUAAGAGACGAGUUCAAUUGGUUGAGAUAAUCUCAGUUGCUAGUGAAGUAUGUUUGUUUGCUCUCUUUUUGGUUCUCGUGGACAAGGAAUUGUCACCCAAGCAAGAGACUAUAGUUGGAGUGUCCAUGCUUGUACAUUUCCUGAUGGGAUUUUUACCACAGAUUGUGAAUGAAUUGUAUACUUUGCGUAGACAGAUAAAGCACCUAGACACUAAUGAAAAGCGUUUUCGAACCGGUUUGAAGAUAGCUUCAACUGGAAUUCUUCUGUUUUUCAUCUUACAGGAUUCUUUGGAAAAGCUAGAAUGUUUUGGGGAUAAUGAGCCUAAUGACAUUGGUGGCCAAAGGGGUGAAGAGUUGACUAAUGACACUGGUGGCCAUGGGGGUGAAAAGUCAACUAAUGACACUAGUGGCCAAGGGGAUGAAGAUACUAAUGCAACUGAAAGGAACAGGAACUUUGGGAGAAGGAACAAGAACACUAAGAACAGGAACAGGAACUCAGAAACUACUGUGCCAGAAAAAUAA